Molecule: messenger RNA, 2976 nt
Organism: Cyphellophora attinorum
Lineage: Eukaryota; Fungi; Ascomycota; Eurotiomycetes; Chaetothyriales; Cyphellophoraceae
Exons: 2
Coding region: 1-2976 (991 amino acids)
Source: RefSeq, a predicted model, not a curated record
AUGGAUCCGUUCUCAGCUUUCGCAGGUCUCGGCCUGGCUUGCAACAUCAUACAGCUGGUGGAGGUGGCAAUAAAGCUGGCGAAAGAGUGCAAAGAAAUAUCAGCUACAGGUUCGACGAGGGACAUAUUAACAACGACAGAACUGAGCGAUCUAGUGACUAAAAUCUCGAACGCAAGCAGCACUUUCCUACCCAUUACGUCGCCCGGUAAUGCGAUCGAUACACAGAUCCAGGAGUGCGCCACACGAUCCCUGCAGGCGGCGUCCGACCUAGGAACGCUCGCUCGCGACAUAACACACAGGAAGGACAAGACAGAACGGACACUCAUGGAGAAAGGCUUUCGAAGCCUCCGGAAUCGCUCGAAAAUAGAAGCGCAACGGAGAAAGCUCGUUGAGCUACAGUCGACACUCCAGACCUCACUACUGAACGGCAUACGGGGCGACAUCCGGGACAGUGGAGCGCUCACCGCUGUACAACUCACAGCAGUUAACACCAGUAUUGACGCUGUCAUUGAUGGAAACAAAGCAGCAACUGCGCAGCUUUUGCACGCGAUAGAAGACAUAAGAAAGUUGUAUAGAAUUGAGCUAGCGCAAAUGUCUCAGUCAAUUAACGCGCAGACGAUGUCGACUCAAAAAGCGAUCACAACCCAUCUUGCUUCAGUCGACAACCAUAUCAGUGCGUCCGAAGCCAUUGUCAUCGACCAGCUCAAGGUCCUCAAUCUGGACGACAGGCAACGCCAUGCAUUGGAGCGCCUUUAUAAUAUACUAUACUAUGAUAGCAUGCACGAAAGGGAGAACAGUAUCCGAGCACGCGUAAACGACUACGGUGAGACUGCCAAAUGGCUUUUCGGUGAUUUCGGAAGUGUUGGCGGUCAAGACAGCCAGGGCCAUCCCAUCAUGAAUGACAUGCAGGGACACCGCAGACAUGCUGUGUACAAGAGCUUCGAGACCUGGAUUCGCACUGGCUCAGGGAUCUGGUUCGUGGAAGGAAAACCUGGGUGUGGAAAGUCAAGCCUCAUGAGUUUUAUUCGCCAGAAUCUCGAAGAGGGUGGACGAGCUCGUCGCCUUGUGUCUGAAUGGGCUGAAGGCAAGCCAUGCAGGAUACUGAGCUUCUUCUUCUUUCGUCCAGCUACGUCGAGGCUCGACAGGUCCUUCGAAGGUGUUUGGAGGUCACUGUGUGCCCAACUUUUAUCCAUGGACGAAUCUCUGGUUCAACAUGUGCUAGACGAUUCCAGAACACCCCAAGGUAUCAGAGCUGCCACGUCAAAGGAUCGCAUUGCCAAGCCCAUAUGGCGAAGCGAUGACUUCAGGAGCUGGUUCAACUACAUGCUUUCGCAAACGAGUGGAUGCGUGAUUAUACUACUGGACGGGCUGGAUGAAUUCCAAGAGUUCGAAGGUGGUGAUGAAGGCCACGGCGCGCUCCUUGCUACUAUUCAAACGCUAAGCACAGACCAUUCACAUGUGAAGCUUAUAUGCUCUUCGCGACCAGUCGAACCGUUCAAAAGCGCAUUCCGCACGAAUUCGUCUUUCAGACUUCAAGAUGUCAAUGAUACAGAUAUAUCCAAAUUUACCUUCUCGACACUACAUGGCACACAGGCGUUCGAAUUUGCUCGUGACGUCGCCAACCGUGCCAAUGGUAUCUUCCUGUGGGCUCAUAUCGUUGCCCACGAUCUUGCGAAGGCUGCGCGCCGUGGUGCUGGUCGUAUCGAGCUGACAGAGCGUUUGGACCAUUGCCCUGUCGAAAUGCGCGAUCUCUUCAGACAUAUGGUCGCCCGUCAAGAUCAUUUCUACAGGUCGAAACCUCUGCCUAUUUUGUAUCUGAUCGACAUAUGUACGCAGCUUCCACGGGGUGCCCAGAGGGGCAUCACCUUAUUUGAGUUGCUGUUGCUGACAUGUGGGGACUACUCGGUCGACAAACUGCUCAAACCAAUGCGAAACGCCUUUUCGGAAGAUUUUGUUGGUGCUAUAACGACUCGCGCUGCUGGUUUCGCCGACGAAGUAGUCGAUCGAUGCGGUGGUCUGGUCAUCGUUCGCCCCUGUACGUUCAAUCCAACAACAACCCUCUCCUAUGCAUUCAAUCACUUCGUGCGUCGGAGUAAGAGCGAUCAUCAGUCUCUAUGGACUCUUCUAGACCAGGAGGUGACUUUCGUGCAUCGAACGGCCCACGACUUCCUGCUCGAAGAAGGGGCUUCUUUUCUCAGUCUUAGCGCAGCCUCCAUGAAGCGAUCCUACGGUCUAGCUCUCCUAGCUCUUGCUAGUAUCGGGUUUAUGAGCCUGGACGAUACCUGUUUUGCCGACACCGAAAAUGUCAACGUUAGUGACAUGCUGUCUGACUUCAUUAGUGGCCUGAAUUAUGCUCUACAAGACCCAGACCGUACAGACGAGUGUUGUGCAAUCGCGGACUUAUGUGUUCAGCGCCUCGCGACCCGUUUGCCAUUGAAGGACUUUGGUCGGCAGAAGCUAAGAUGGUGGCCACGAGACAUUCACAUCGAGCCACCAACUUGUUCUGCAUUGCCGCUCGAUGUUCAGAUCGCAGUGAAAAUAUGCUGGCCAGACGUCAGAAUAGUCCGCCACUGGUUACUUCCACGAAUCCAACGUGUGGAAGGCACCUUGAAGCCGGUCGCUGCUGCGUACGCCUUCGUAUGCAUCUCCGAGCAGCAGGCCCUUGAGAGUCUGUUUGACUUGCUGGCAUUGACAAAUCCUUGUACGAUUCUUUCAUUGACGGAUGUAGAAAAUGAAGAUGCCUCUCGGCAGACCCAGGACCAUCCUUUCUGGGAACACUUCUUCGCUUAUGGCAUCUUCUCGCUACUUGCCGAAGACAGCUUGCGCGCACGGGCCCUUGAGACAGCGCGAAGUUACUUCAAUCAGGGUGUGGGAGAGCAUGAGACUUGCACUCGUCGAAUAAUGAUGAGACGCGAGGGCAAUUAUCGAUCUCUGCGGAUCGGGCCAACACCCUCUUCCACCAAGAUAAGUGGCUAA